AUGGGACUGUUGGAGGGAGCCAACAGCACCCUCACCAUGGAGAAGACAGCAUUAGAUGAGAAGCUGCCACAGGGCUGGCAUGCCAAGGACUUUGUCACUCCUAGCCAGGAUCUCUCUGGGUCCCGCAGUGUUAUGAUGGACAGCACCAAGAUCCUGGGGGUCCAGGUUGUUCUGAUUGCCGCCUACUCCCUCAUCAUUCUGCUGGGGUUCAUCGGCAACUCCUUGGUCAUCUAUAUCAUAGUGAAGUACAAGACCAUGAGGACCGUCACCAACUUCUUCAUAGCUAACCUGGCCCUGGCAGAUCUGAUGGUGGACACACUCUGUCUGCCUUUCACCCUAGUGUACACGCUGCUGGACGAGUGGAAGUUUGGAGCUGUUCUUUGUCAUCUGGUCCCUUACGCUCAAGCUCUGAGUGUCCAUGUGUCCACUCUCACCCUUACUGUGAUUGCCCUGGAUAGGUAUCGGUGUAUUGUUUUCCAUCUGGACAGCAGGAUUUCCAAGAAGCUCAGCUUCACUAUCAUAGCCAUCAUGUGGCUAGCAGCAGCUGUCCUAGCAGGUCCUCUGGCCAUCUUCAGAGAGUACCGAUAUGAGGAAAUCCCAUCCAUCAACCUCAAAAUGGCUGUCUGCUCAGAAAAAUGGCCUUCUGGUAAUAACAGAGAUGCCACUAUCUACAGUCUGUCCAUGCUCCUCCUGCAGUAUGUUUUUCCUCUUGCAAUUAUUUGUUAUGCCUAUACCAGGAUCUGGUUCAAGCUCAAAAACCAUGUCAGUCCCACUUCUAGGAAUGAAAACCAGUGCCGGAGGAGGAAGACAACCAAAAUGCUAGUGAUGGUAGUUGUGGUAUUUGCCGUCUGUUGGCUCCCCUUCCACAUAUUCCAGCUUGCCAUUGAUCUUGAUCUGGUUCUUAUCUUCCAUGAGUACAAACUUCUGUACACUGUCUUCCAUGUUGGGGCCAUGUGCUCGACAUUUGUCAACCCCCUGCUCUACGGAUGGAUGAACAAGAACUACCGGAAUGGCUUCCUUAUGUUCUUCCGUUGCCAGAACAAGCCAGAAAGCAUCCACACUGAAGGCUCGGUUAGAGGGAGGUCGUACAUCUUCAGGGCCAACACCCUCAAUGGGAGCAUCAAACAGACUCCUGGCAACGGACCACUGCCCACAGAGGUUUAG
Messenger RNA from Haliaeetus leucocephalus (bald eagle), 1164 nucleotides. RefSeq names its product neuropeptide Y receptor type 2-like. Bases 1 to 1164 code for a protein of 387 amino acids. The transcript has a single exon. Gene Ontology annotation, cellular component: membrane. Gene Ontology annotation, biological process: G protein-coupled receptor signaling pathway. The record is from RefSeq and is a predicted model, not a curated record. Gene Ontology annotation, molecular function: neuropeptide Y receptor activity. Lineage: Eukaryota; Metazoa; Chordata; Aves; Accipitriformes; Accipitridae.